AUGACCAUCACCAGUGUCACGCGCAACGAGCUCUGGCGGCACCCGGACCCCACCUCGACUCCCAUGUGGGCGUUUCUUCUCCGGGUGAAUCAAAAGUAUGGACUCGAACUGGCAGACUACCCCGGUCUCUACAAGUGGUCCGUCGAAAACGUGGCAGAGUUCUGGGAGGAGGUCUGGCAUUCUGUGGGCAUCACCGCCUCUAAGCCGUUCGACAAGGUCCUGCCGUUCAAUGCGCCCAUGUACCCGCGUCCAGACUUCUUCUCAGGAGCCCGUCUCAACUUUGCCGAGAACCUGCUCUUCCCCGCCAACGUCGCUGUCGACCCCACAUCCGUCGCAGCCAUCACCACCACCGAACUCGGCCCCUCCGUCUCCACAACAUGGGCCGAGCUCCGAGACGCCGUCCGCCGAUGCGCCGCCGGCCUCCGGGCUCACGGCGUUAAGCCUAACGAUAUUGUUGCCGGCUUCGUAUCCAACCACGUCCAGGCCAUCAUUGCCGCUCUCGCUGCUGCCUCUGUAGGCGCCAUCUGGACUGGCAUUAGCCCCGACAACGGUGUCAGCGCAGUGUUGGACCGUCUUGCGCAGAUCGGGCCCAAGGUCCUCUUCGCCGACAACGGCACCGUGUACAACGGCAAGGAGUGGAGCAGUACCGACAAGACGGAGGAGAUCGUCAAGGCCCUGAUGCCUGAGGGCCUCGAGCUCGUGAUUGUCAUCAACAAUGUGGCAUGCGACCUUGCCAUUGACGGCCUGAGAGCAACAGGCGUUGUAGUUGAUGAGUACGAGUCGUUCCUCCAAAGCUCUCCCGAUGAGCCUCUCAAUUUUGAGCAGCUUCCGCCUUCACAUCCUCUCUACAUCCUCUACUCCAGCGGCACCACCGGCCUGCCAAAGGCCAUCGUCCACACCGCCCUCGGCACCCUCAUCCAGCACAAGAAGGAACACGCCCUCCACGGCUCCCUCACCGCCAAGUCCCGCAUGCUCUACUACACCACAACCUCGUGGAUGAUGUGGCACUGGUCCGUCUCCGCCCUCGCCGUCGGCGCCACUCUCGUCCUCUACUCGGGCUCCCCCUUCAAACCCCACGGCCACCUCUCCCUCCCCCGCCUCCUCUCCGACCUUCGCGUCACCCACUUCGGCACCUCGGCCGCCUACCUCACCGCCCUCGAGGCCAACGCAGUCUACCCCGUAAACGAGCCCGGCAUCGACCUCUCCGCCCUCGAGGCAAUCUACUCCACCGCCAGCCCCCUUCCGCCCUCCACCUUCUCCUUCGUCUACAAGGCCUUCCCCGCCAAAGUCAACCUCGCCUCCAUCACAGGCGGCACAGACAUCAUCUCCCUCUUCGGCGCCCCCUGCCCCCUCCUCCCCGUCCGCGUCGGCGAGAUCCAGUGCGCGGGCCUCGGCAUGGCCAUCCGCGCCGUCGACUCCCUCUCGGGCGACCCCCUCCCGGACCCAACCCACCCAGGCGACCUCAUCUGCAUCCGCCCCUUCCCCUGCCAGCCCCUCACCUUCUUCGGCACCGGAGGCGACAACAAAUACAAAGCCGCCUAUUUCGAGCGCUUCGCCGACGUCUGCGGCGUGCAGGGCGCGGUAUGGCACCACGGCGACUUCAUCAAGAUCCCCAACCCGGCCACGGGCUCGCUCGUCAUGCUCGGUCGCUCCGACGGCGUCCUCAAGCCCGCGGGCGUGCGCUUCGGGUCCGCGGAGAUUUACAACAUCCUGACGCGCUUCUUCGCCGCCGAGGUGGAGGAUGCCGUCUGCGUCGGGCGCCGGCGCGCCGCGGACGCCGACGAGACGGUGUGUCUGUUCGUCGUUCCCGUCGCGGGCCGCGCGUUCGACGACGAGCUGAGGGGCAAGAUUAAGAGCGUGAUUCGGAGGGAGUUGAGCCCCAGGCAUGUUCCCGGUGUUAUUGAAGAGGCCGGCGGCGGGAUCCCCAAGACGGGGAACGGGAAGAAGAUCGAAGUUGCCGUCAAGCAGAUCCUUUCCGGCAUGGACGUCAAGACCAACGCCAGCGUCGCCAACCCCGAGGCCCUGGAGUGGUUCCGCGCGUGGGCCGAGACGCACUAG
This is a messenger RNA of Colletotrichum abscissum, 2058 nucleotides long. RefSeq names its product acetoacetate-CoA ligase. The transcript is spliced from 3 exons. The record is from RefSeq and is a predicted model, not a curated record. Gene Ontology annotation, biological process: lipid metabolic process. NCBI's taxonomy places the organism in Eukaryota, Fungi, Ascomycota, Sordariomycetes, Glomerellales, Glomerellaceae. Bases 1 to 2058 code for a protein of 685 amino acids. Gene Ontology annotation, molecular function: acetoacetate-CoA ligase activity.